Oreochromis niloticus (Nile tilapia) is the source of this 1502-nucleotide messenger RNA. Its product is annotated as trichohyalin-like. Bases 21 to 1499 code for a protein of 492 amino acids. The record is from RefSeq and is a predicted model, not a curated record. The transcript has a single exon. NCBI's taxonomy places the organism in Eukaryota, Metazoa, Chordata, Actinopteri, Cichliformes, Cichlidae.
AGAGCAUAAAACAGGAAAACAUGGUCAAGAAGAAUCAGGAGCUCCAAGAGAAGCUUGACGAAGCUCUGGAAAAACUGGAAGAAAUCCACCAAGAAGAGAAGCAACAGUCCACACAGCAGAGAGACCUGCAGAGCAAACUCCAAGCCAUGGAGGAAAAAUACAAAGCGCUGCAGGUGAAACGUGAUAAAACUCUGCACAAAAGUCAACAGUUGCUUCAAGACAAGAAGCAAAUGGAAAUGAAACAGAAAGAAAUGGACUCCAAGCUUGACGAGAUGGAGGAAAAACACAGAUUGCUCCAAAUCAAGCUUGAGAAAACAGUGCACAAAAACAAAGAGUUCAUUCAAGAGAGAGAGCAACAAGAAAUGCUCGAGAAAGAAACAGACUCCAAGCUUGAAGUCUUGGAGGAAAAACUGAAAAUGCUGCAAAUAACUCAUGAGGAAACACUGCUCAAAAAUAAAGAGAUGCUUCAUGAGAAAGACCAACAGAAAAUACAAAAGGAAGAAAUGGAUUGCAAGCUGAGGAACAUCGAGAAACAAAAUGAAGGCUUGCAAGUAAUGCUUGAUGAAGCUCUGGAGAGAAAUAAAGAGUUUCUUCACAAGAAAGACCAACAGAAAAUACAAAAGGAAGAAAUGGACUGCAAGCUGAGGUACAUCAAGAAACAGAAUGAAGGCUUGCAAGUAAUGCUUGAUGAAGCUCUGGAGAGAAAUAAAGAGUUUCUUCACAAGAUAGACCAACAGAAAAUACAAAAGGAAGAAAUGGAUUGCAAGCUGAGGAACAUCGAGAAGCAAAAUGAAGGCUUGCAAGUAAUGCUUGAAGAAGCUCUGGAGAGAAAUAAGGAGAUCCUCCAAGACAAGAAACAAGAGCCCGUAGAGCAGAGAGACCUGCAGAGCAAACUCCAAGCCAUGGAGGAAAAAUACAAAGCUCUGCAGGUGAAGCAUGACAAAACUCUGCGCAAAAGUCAACAGUUGCUUCAAGACAAGAAGCAAAUGGAAAUGAAACAGAAAGAAAUGGACUCCAAGCUUGACGAGAUGGAGGAAAAACACAGAUUGCUUCAAGUCAGGCUCGAUAAAAAAGUGCACAGAAAUAAAGAGUUCGUUCAAGAGAGAGAGCAACAAGGAAUGCUCGAGAAAGAAACGGACCGCAAGUUUGAAGUCUUGGAGGAAAAAUGCAAAAUGCUCCAAAUAACUCUUGAGGAAACACUGCUCAAAAAUAAAGAGUUGCUUCACGAGAAAGACCAACAGAAAAUACAAAAGGAAGAAAUGGAUUGCAAGCUGAGGAACAUCGAGAAACAAAAUGAAGGCUUGCAAGUAAUACUCGAUGAAGCUCUAGAGAAAAAUAAAGAGAUCCUCCAAGACAAGAAACAAGAGCCCGUAGAGCAGAGAGACCUGCAGAGCAAACUCCAAGCCAUGGAGGAAAAAUACAAAGCUCUGCAGGUGAAGCAUGACAAACUCUGCACAAAAGUCAACAGUUGCUUCAAGACAAGAAGCAAAUGGAAAUGAAAC